Molecule: messenger RNA, 962 nt
Organism: Rhincodon typus (whale shark)
Lineage: Eukaryota; Metazoa; Chordata; Chondrichthyes; Orectolobiformes; Rhincodontidae
Product: translocator protein
Exons: 4
Coding region: 336-827 (163 amino acids)
Cellular component (GO): mitochondrial outer membrane
Source: RefSeq, a predicted model, not a curated record
GGACUCUGGAAACCAUUCGGUUCCACGGAGGGGGCGGGAUCAGAUCGGGAAGGAGGUGGUUGGUGAUUGGUAGCUGGUUCCCGUGUUUGACAACGGAUAGGCGGAAUCUAGCGAUUGAUGGUGGGUGGGCGGGGUCUGAUGAUUGGCAUCCGAUGGGCGGAGUUUGCGUAUAGCGGUCGAUGGGCGGGGCCUGGUGAUUGACAGCCGGAGGCAAACAAGACAGUGCGGGCUAAGAGCCCAGAAUUGGAGUUGCAGAUUUAGGAGGAGGAUCGCAGCAGUCGGGUGUGGAGCCAGAAAGUGAAAAGAAAUUGUGCUUCACAUCUCCGAUUAACAACAUGCCAUCAACUUGGGUACAUGCAAUUGGUUUCACUUUAAUGCCAACUGUGGGAGGAAUUUUUGGCUCUCAGAUAACACGGAAAGAAAUUGCUGGCUGGUAUACAACACUCAAAAAGCCAUCUUGGUGUCCCCCUCACUGGGUUUUUGGUCCCGUGUGGACAACUUUAUACACAAGCAUGGGCUAUGGCUCCUACCUGGUGUGGAAGGAAUUGAAUGGAUUCACUGAUAAAGCGUUGAUCCCACUUGGUUUAUACGGAACCCAACUUGUCCUUAACUGGGCGUGGACUCCUAUUUUCUUUGGGGCACACAAGAAGGGAUUGGCUUUUGCUGAAUUACUCUGCAUUUAUGCCACAGCAGCAGCUACAACUGUGACUUGGUACCCCAUCAACAAAACAGCUGCUUAUCUAAUGGUUCCUUAUUUGGCUUGGUUGACUCUGGCUUCUGCUCUUAACUACUGCAUCUGGAGGGACAACAAGGAUAAGGAUGAUUAGAGCUAUUAAUUACUGUGGAGCAUCUGGAAUCCAGCCUGCUCAACAACACUGACAACUUGAAGGAUGAAAUUUUGUUCUCCUGUCGAUUGUAUCUACAGAAUUCAAAACUAAAAUUAAACCUAUGGCUUAUCCUCA